This is a messenger RNA of Uloborus diversus, 2625 nucleotides long. It is a transcript of the gene lute, whose product is annotated as BTB/POZ domain-containing protein 6-B-like. Gene Ontology annotation, molecular function: protein binding. The record is from RefSeq and is a predicted model, not a curated record. Gene Ontology annotation, cellular component: cytosol. Lineage: Eukaryota; Metazoa; Arthropoda; Arachnida; Araneae; Uloboridae. Bases 61 to 1602 code for a protein of 513 amino acids. The transcript is spliced from 3 exons. Gene Ontology annotation, biological process: neurogenesis.
GUCAAUGGCGUAGCUAUGAUCAAUUGUAUACAUUGCUAAAUCUGUUUUGAAGGGCGUAUAAUGUCUGCUAAAACAAAUAAACGUCGCGAAGAAACUAGCUGUGCUCAUUUCAAUAAAACUUGGAUGUUGGGAUUGGGCAAUUUGCAAACUAUUCCAGCUAAUUUGCCAUUACAGUACUCUCCACCGCCAUCAUUAGUCAGCCCUCUCCCAAGCCCAAUUCUCAAGUGUUCCGUGUCAUGUAGUCCGUCUCCGGCUUCAGGGAGUGGAAGCAGCACUGGUGGAACAAGUCCUGGAAGCACAUCGGAUCCCAAUUGGCAAUCAAAUCACGCCAGUGUUCGUGAGAGAAAUGCUGCAAUGUUCAACAACGAAUUGAUGAGUGAUGUGCAUUUCUUAGUAGGUCCCAAAGGAAAUGCCCAAAGAAUACCUGCUCAUAAAUACGUGCUUGCAACUGGAAGUUCCGUUUUCUAUGCAAUGUUUUUUGGAGGCCUGGCUGACAACGAAUCGGAAAUUGAAAUCCCGGACGUGGAGCCUGCAGCCUUUCUAACUCUCUUAAGGUUCCUUUACUGUGAUGACAUAAACUUAGAAGCAGAUACUGUAUUAUCUACCUUGUAUGUUGCAAAAAAAUAUUUAGUGCCUCACUUGGCUAGAGCUUGUGUUGCAUAUUUGGAAACAAGUCUGACUGCAAAAAAUGCAUGUGUCCUUCUAAGCCAGAGUCGUUUGUUUGAGGAACCUGAUCUUAUGCAAAGGUGUUGGGAGGUUAUUGACGCACAAGCUGAGUUAGCCUUUGCUUCAGAAGGUUUUUCUGAUAUUGAUUAUCGUACAUUAGAGUCAAUUUUGUCGAGAGAAACCUUAAUGAUUAAAGAAUAUACUUUGUUCCAAGCUGCUCUUAAUUGGUCCACGGCUGAAUGCUUGCGUCAGGAUUUGGAACCCACAAUUGAUAAUAAAAGAAAAGUUCUAGGUAAUGCAAUGCAUUUAAUAAGAAUACCUACCAUGUCAUUGGAAGAAUAUGCCAAUGGUGCUGCACAGUCCGGACUAUUGACUUUACAAGAGACAAAGGAUAUUUUUCUGCAUUACACUGCAAACAAUAAACCAGCUUUACCUUUCCCCAUAAAGCCACGUGUUGGCCUCAAAACUCAAGUUUGUCACCGUUUCCAAUCUUCUGCAUACAGAAGUAAUCAGUGGAGGUAUCGUGGACGAUGCGACAGCAUUCAAUUCUCUGUCGACAAACGCAUUUUUAUUGUCGGUUUCGGACUUUAUGGAUCUAGUAACGGUGCUGCAGAUUAUACUGUCAAAAUUGAACUGAAGCGAAUGGGAAAAGUGUUGGCUGAAAAUAAAACAAACUUUUACUCAGAUGGGUCGAGUAAUACUUUUCAUGUAUAUUUCGAACAUCCUAUACUAGUUGAAGCAGAUACUUACUACACGGCAUCUACUGUCCUCGAUGGUGCAGAAUUAAGUUAUUUUGGACAAGAUGGUGUUAGUGAAAUGACAGUUGGUUGUAUCACUUUCCAAUUUCAAUGCUCAUCCGACAGUACUAAUGGAACUGGCGUUCAGGGAGGCCAGAUACCAGAGCUCAUCUUUUAUGGACCUAGCCAAGAGUCGUGACUCGAAAAGAAUCGCAAGACAUAUUGUGGCUUUCAGAAAAAUGCUUUCAUAUUUGAUCCCUAUUCUUGCUUUUUUUCUGUUUUAAUUUCUUGUGUGCGAAGAGUAUUUAUGUCAUAAUUUUGGUACCUACUUUGUUUUAUAGAAGAAUACUUCUAUAUAUUAAAAUUUGUGUGUGUGUCUGUGUAUUAUGCACACAUAUGCAUGGAUGCAGAGUUUAUUCAUGCCAUCUUGCUUGACUGUUUAACAAGGGAAUCACAUCCUUCUUUGUCUCUAAAAGCCAAUUAUAAAGUGGGGUCCCCCCUCUUUUUUUUCAGUUUUCACUGCCAACUUUACUGGUUUUUGCAGUAGUUCUCUGAAUUUUAAACAUUUCUCCUGGUCUCCUGAGUUUUAUUAAAAAUCUACUGGAUUUUAUAAGUCUUUAGGAAAAUGCCUUUAUUUAGUUUAUUUUGUGGGAAAACAAAAAACCCUAUAAAAUUAUCUUUGAAAAGAUUAUCAUGUUCAGGCAUAUUUGCUAUAUGGUGUGAAAACUUCCUGCUAAACUUAAAGUGCAUCAAAAUUUCACAACGUUAUCAAUGCUUAUUAAGUUUGAUCAAAAAUAAGUUUUAACUGUAUUUUAAGUAUUAAUUUAACUUUGUUUCUUUUGUUUCAAGUUCAUUUAAUUAUUUUAUGCUUAUAUGAAUCAAAGAAGUUCCAUAUGAUUUGUAUUUAGAUUGAUAGUAAAAAAUUUUUUCUUGGAAUGUCCUUUUCCAGAAAUCAAAUAAGUACUUUUUGUUUUUCCCCAUCUCUUUUCCAUAUUCUGUAUUUGUUUGACUGUGAGUCAUCUGUUAGCUCCCUGAAAAUAUAGAAAAUAAAUUACUAUCACUAAAAAGAAUCCCUUCUAAAAAUCAUAAUUUCAAAAAUAAACCUUCGAAAAAAAACAAAUUCAACGACAAUAAGAGCUGCAGAAAAAAAAGCAAAAUAAAACAUUUCUUUGCACCAAAAGUUUAAGGAAUUAAUGUAUGCUACCAACAAUUUGUUUUACGC